Pogonomyrmex barbatus (red harvester ant) is the source of this 3727-nucleotide messenger RNA. RefSeq names its product dachshund family transcription factor (gene dac). NCBI's taxonomy places the organism in Eukaryota, Metazoa, Arthropoda, Insecta, Hymenoptera, Formicidae. Gene Ontology annotation, cellular component: nucleus; transcription regulator complex. Gene Ontology annotation, biological process: regulation of transcription by RNA polymerase II. The record is from RefSeq and is a predicted model, not a curated record. Gene Ontology annotation, molecular function: DNA-binding transcription factor activity, RNA polymerase II-specific; RNA polymerase II cis-regulatory region sequence-specific DNA binding.
CGUCGCCGUCGCCGUCGUCGUCCUCGUCCUCGCUGUCAUCGUCUCUCGUCUCAUUGACAUUCUUCUUACAAUCGUAUACAUGUCACGGUUGCGCUUACGCGUUCCUAUCGUACAGAGCCCCAGUGUAGUCGUCGCGAUUCGUUUGUUUUUUUUUCUUGUGACAUGAAGAUUUCGUCGUCGUGAAGCCAGUGAAUUGCUCCGUGAAGUUGCUCCGUUUCGCUGACUAAGUCGGAGCGACGACUGUCAUCGCCGUCUGCUCGGUAACUUCUCUCACCGUAUUGUUGUCCUCCUCCUCGUUGCUAUCGUUGUGUCGUCGUUGAGUUGUACGUUUUCGCGAUGGAUCGGUGAAAAUAAUUUAUACGUUGAAAGUGGACUGAAAGUGGACCGAAAGUUUGUUAUGGACACAAAAGUUCACGUGCUUGUGAGGACUGAAGAAAUCGUGUGGUCUGAUUUGUAUCAAGACACACGACUCUCGUUUGCAGUGAUAAGCGGUAUACUCGAGGAACGUCAGCUCAGCGUAAUUUUAAAACGUUGAAUCUCACGGUACGCGUUACUUAUCGGAGUGUUUACGAAAACUCGCAAAGAAGAUCGAAGAAGGAACGGCAUUAACAUGCAUUGAAACGCAUCCACGCUCGAUCGUUCGAGUCGUACCGAUAUUCGCCAGCGGGCGAAAUCACAGUGAUACGACGACGUGUGAACGUCAGAGACACGGAGCGUAUCACUGGCAGCAAGGACGUGCCAGAGUGUCUCGUCGUCUCUACGAGCCGUAGGAAGAACAGGGACGCGCGUUUCCGACCCUCCAUGGACCACGGAGCGAUGGACAGCUCUUCCGAUCACAGCAGCCGUGCCAGUCCCGUAACCGGCAGUCCGAAACAUCCUCACAGCCCGUCGACGCAGCAGAGCCAGCAACAACAACAGCUCCACGGCAAUCAGCAUCAGCCGCCGCCGUCUCAUCAACAGUCGCACGGGCGCGAUCAGAUUCGCGAUCAUCAGCAGCAGCAGCAGCAGCAGCAGCAAUCACAGCAUCGCGGUGUGCCGACACCGGGAUCGCCCACGAGAGGUUCACCACCCCAGGGCCUUCCUCUGAGUCCACCGCCGUUGUCGGCCGGGGGUGGCCCCGGGGCACCACCAGGUAUGGUGCCUCGUAUGCCGGGACUGCCGCCGCCGGGACUGGGACUGCUGGGCCAACUCGGUGGUAUGCUGAGCGGUCAUCAUGGCUCGCCCUUGGAGCUGAUGGCGGCCCAUCAUGCGGUUCUACCACCGAGAUCCUACAACAGUCCACCGCCGAUCAGCACUAGCGAUCCUACUGCCAAUGAGUGCAAGUUGGUCGACUAUCGCGGCCAAAAGGUCGCCGCGUUCAUCAUUGCCGGCGACACGAUGCUCUGUCUGCCACAGGCCUUCGAGUUGUUCCUCAAACACCUCGUGGGCGGCCUCCACACAGUCUACACGAAGCUCAAGCGGCUGGAUAUCGUGCCCUUGGUGUGUAACGUCGAGCAGGUUAGGAUCCUACGCGGUCUCGGAGCCAUCCAGCCUGGCGUCAAUCGGUGCAAACUGCUCAGCUGCAAGGACUUCGACAUUCUUUACAGGGACUGCACCACAGCCAGCUCCAGGCCAGGAAGACCCCCAAAGCGAGCUUCCGUUGGGCUGAGCCUCGCGGCCAGCCACCUAGCCGCGGCGGCCGGCCAUCAUCCGCAACAUUCCCUGAAGAAGCACAGAAUGGACAACGGCGAUUAUUACGAGAACGGACACCUCGACGUACCAAGGAUGGAGAAGUCACCGCUUCUGGCGAAUGGAUACAAUCACCCACCCACGCACCUGAGCCACAUGCAGUUCAUGCAGCUCGGCGGGCAUCCAGGUGCAGGACACACCGCCAUCCUGUCACCGGCCAGUCUGCCGCAUCACCUGCAGGCGCAGGCACAGGCUCGCGCCGAGCAGGGUCUCAAGGUCAACCCGAAUAUGACCAACAUGGAAGCCCUCGCGAGGUCCGGGACGGUUUGGGAAAACUGCCGAGCUGCCUACGAAGAUAUUGUCAAACAUCUCGAAAGGCUCCGCGAGGAGAGGGGCGACGCCGAGAGAGCGCUGGCUUUGGACCACAAACCCAGGGAUCUCAGCUCGCACAAUGGCUCCUCCAACGGUCACAGCCCGGUUCUAAAUCUCUCAAAAACAGCGGGAAGCGGAAGCGUGGGCGAGCAAUCCGGAAGCGAGGCAGGCGCGUCGCAUCGUUCUCAAGACGACGAGGAGGAGGACGAUAAUCUGUCGGAGGACCUCGAGGACGACAAUGAAAAGGACGAAGAUUUGUCAGACGUGCCGGAGAACCUGCCAUUGCCAGCACCGGGCUCGGAAAGUCCUCCCCAAGCUCUGAACUAUUCGCAGAUAGCCUCGGCGGCGGUCGCCGUGUCUCAGAGCGCUCAGGAUCCCUCGGUCUCGAGUACGGAGACCCUGCUGAGGAAUAUCCAGGGCCUGCUCAAGGUCGCGGCCGACAACGCGAGGCAGCAGGAGAGGCAAAUCAACUACGAGAAAGCCGAGCUGAAAAUGGACGUUCUCCGGGAGCGGGAGGUCAAGGACAGUCUGGAGCGGCAGCUACAAGACGAGCAGAAGGUGCGAGUGGUCUACCAGAAACGGUUAAAGAAGGAACGGAGAGUGAGGAAACGGCUGCAGGAGCAGUUGGACCUGGAGAUCAAGAGGCGCACGCAACUGGAGGAGGCCCUCAAAGCCACGGGCGCGUCCUCGGAGCAAGUCAGAGCGAUUACCGAGAACGUAACGGCGGAGGCGCGCACGAGUUCGGAGCCGCCGGAGGCUAGCCCGGUACAUUCUCAGUCGCAGCAGCAGUCGUCGCAGCAACAACAGCCGCAGCAACCCCUUCAGCAGCAACAGGCAGCGGCCCAGCAGUACCGGGAGGCGCAAGUGCCGCGUCCUUCUCAGCAACCGUCGACGCCGGAGAAGCCCGCAUGGGGAUACGGGCUGGAUCUCAUCGGUAGCCAGGCGUCGGCCUUCUGGCAAAACUACCAAGAAUCGCUGGUGCAGGAGCUCGAACUCGAGAGAAAAUCGCGGCAGCACCAAGCAGCCGAGAGGGACCAAGUUAAGUCUCCUCUUCAAGAGUCGCGGACGGGUUACUACAAGAACUCCGUUCUGUUUACGAGCGCGACCUAGAAGAGGCCGGACGACGGUAGGCGGGGGCAGCAGGCAGAUCGUGCAGCGAGCAGCCGAAGCGAAUGAUCGAUCGGACGAAGAAGUAGGGAGCACAAUUCGAAACGACGGAGGAGAGCGGACUCGCGCACAAGCUUUACGCGAGCAGGAAGGAAUGGAAUCGUGACGAUGAGGACCGCGAGAAGAAAACGUAUCGGUCUCGACGAAGGAAGAGCAAGAGAAGACUCCGAGUGACGAUCUCUCGCGCGCGCGCAAGUGCCCGCGGAGACUUAUGUACAACUCUCGGCGAAAGACAGUGCGAAUGCCGGGGGAGUAUCGAGAAGGCUACGGGAGUAUCUUAUCGUUGAGAGACAUAAAUCUCUCUCCCCGGACAGAAUCGUACGAGCGAGAUGCUUCCGCUGGCAGAUUCGAUUUCGACGAACGAAUGAGCGCGCGCGCGCGGCUUUUCACACGUUUGUACAGAGCUGAGAGAUCAGCCGCGUUUGCUCGCGAGGGUGACUCGGGGAGGGAAGGGGGGAAGGUGGGGGAUAAUCGGGGCCCUCGAAUCGGGAUCGGUCCGGUCGGACCGAUCCGCACACAU